AUGGCGUUAUCUGUUCCCUCUGGGGCCGAUCAACGGAAGCAGGUGCAUGGACUCGGCGAGCGCAGGCCCAUCCGCGGGGUGGGGGGGGAGCGGUCGUCAAGUGGCGGCUUAGGAGAUGCGGGGCCGCCGCGGGCGGCGACGACGCCGAGCAGGUACGAGUCGCAGAAGCGGCGGGACUGGAACACCUUCCUGCAGUACCUGCGGAACCACAAGCCGCCGCUGGCGCUGGCGCGCUGCAGCGGGGCUCACGUGAUCGAGUUCCUGCGCUACCUGGACCAGUUCGGGAAGACCAAGGUGCACGCGCCCGGGUGCGCCUUCUACGGGCAUCCCAGCCCGCCGGGGCCCUGCGCCUGCCCCCUGCGCCAGGCCUGGGGCUCCCUCGACGCCCUCAUCGGCCGCCUCCGCGCCGCCUACGAGGAAUCCGGCGGCACCCCCGAGACCAACCCCUUCGCCGCCCGCGCCGUCCGCAUCUACCUCCGCGACGUCCGCGAGAGCCAGGCCAAGGCCCGCGGCAUCCCCUACGAGAAGAAGAAGCGGAAGCGCGCGCCCCCCGCCGCCGGCCAACCCCAUCCGGCAGGUGAGUCUUCCUCUUCCACUGCUCUCAGCGGCGGGAGCUGUGGUUCUGGGGCCGGUGAGGGAUCUGGCCCUCCGCCCAGGGGCUCCUCUAGUUCCUGAGUUUCCGAGGCUCUCUCUGUCUCUCCCAGCCUCCAUCUCUCUUCUAUUUUUCUUGGUCGGUGUGAUAAGAGUCUCCCCACUUUGCCGCUAUCAGUGAGGAACGAAGGAUUCAGGAAAAAGAGAAGGAAGAGAUGACAACUCUGUGUCUCUCAAACUUCUUCGUAUUGAAUGUGAAGACUGUCGAUUUUAAUUGGUCGCCAUCUCUUUACUCCUUUUUCUUGUAUUCGCUCUCAAGAGAUAACAUUCAUUUGGUCGACUAGACAUGGUUAGCA
This is a messenger RNA of Musa acuminata subsp. malaccensis (wild Malaysian banana), 947 nucleotides long. Its product is annotated as protein G1-like7. Gene Ontology annotation, cellular component: nucleus. NCBI's taxonomy places the organism in Eukaryota, Viridiplantae, Streptophyta, Magnoliopsida, Zingiberales, Musaceae. The record is from RefSeq and is a predicted model, not a curated record. Gene Ontology annotation, biological process: response to light stimulus; mRNA transcription.